This is a messenger RNA of Cyclopterus lumpus (lumpfish), 1080 nucleotides long. RefSeq names its product phytanoyl-CoA hydroxylase-interacting protein-like. The record is from RefSeq and is a predicted model, not a curated record. Lineage: Eukaryota; Metazoa; Chordata; Actinopteri; Perciformes; Cyclopteridae. The transcript is spliced from 6 exons. Gene Ontology annotation, cellular component: cytoplasm. The coding region runs from base 1 to 1080 and encodes 359 amino acids. Gene Ontology annotation, molecular function: protein binding.
AUGGAUCCUCACAGCAGCCUGAACCGUCUGCAGCUGUGUGACGGAGCCACGGAGUCGGCAGAUGGCGGCAUCGAGCUGCCGGUUCCUCAGCGGACCUGGAUCAGUAACGUCACCUGUGAUUCGUUCCACAUCAGCUGGGACAUGGACGGACGGGGCCGAGAGAGGAUCUCUCACUACUUCAUCGACCUCAACAAGAAGGAGAACAAGAAGGAGAACAAGUUCAAGCACAAGGACGUCCCGACGAAGCUGGUGGCGAAGGCGGUUCCUCUACCGAUGACAGUGCGAGGUCAUUGGUUCCUGAGUCCUCGCACAGAGUACACCGUGUCCGUCCAGACCGCCGCGAAACAGCCGGACGGAGACUACGCCGUCUCUGAGUGGAGCGAGAUCAUCGAGUUCUGCACCGCAGAUUACUCCACCGUCCAUCUGAACCAGCUGUUGCAGAAAGCCGAGGCGAUCGCCGGCAGGAUGUUGCCGUUCACCGUCUUCUACCGAAACCAGCAGAAGGACUACUUCCAACAGGCCAGCCCGUCGUAUCGCUCCAGAGACGCUCAGUGCCGCUUCAUGUUGCCGGCGCUGAAAGACGACAGCGGCAGCAACGGGUCGCCCAUCAGUGGCAAACUGGAGGGGGUGUUCUUCAGCUGCAGCACGGAGUUCAACACCGGGAAACCCCCCCAGGACUCCCCGUAUGGACCCUUCCGCUUCCAGAUCCAAGCUGACGUCCUCUUCAACCAGAACACCAACGUCUACUUUGGGGAUUUCUACUGCAUGUACACGUCCUACCACUACGUCAUCCUGGUCCUGGCUCCCGCCGGCUCCGUUGGGGAUGCGUUCUGUAAGGGGAGGCUGCCGGCACUCAACAGGUCCGACAACCGCUUCCUGAGCUGUGCCGAGGAGGAAGACGGCUUGCUGUCGUUCCGUCACGCCCAGGACGUCAUCUUGGAGGUGAUCUACACGGAGCCGGUGGACCUGUCUUUGGGGACGGUGGCACCGAUCAGCGGGCAGCAGCUCAUGAGUCAGUCCACCGUCAACGCCAAGAAGGACCCCAGCUGCAAGAUCUGCAACAUCAGCGUGGGACGUUAG